AACUAAUUUUUUUCUCUUUGGAAAAUACUUCUCCAAAUCAGCACUCCAUAUAUAAAGAGUAAAGAUUAUAUCAUCUGUUUGUUUAAGCUAAUCCAAAAGUAAAUGAGGAACUUAGGAAAAGAUUGCCAACUUCAAAUCAACACAGUUACACAGAAUUGAAGAAGAAGCAUACAGCUUCAUCUGAAGGGUGCUUUUAUGGGACUCAGAGUUCUGCAAUAUGAGCUCUGAAGCCUUCAAGCAAAAACUGGACUCACUGCCAGAUCAAACAAGUUCAGAAGAACAAAUGGAGAACUGGUCAAAAGAAACACACAUCUUGGAUCAGAAAAAAGAAGACUUUUGUGCUGAACUUCAGUUUGGUAAGAAUUCUCAAAAACCCCGAGAAUUUUUUAUCCAGGCGGAAACUGAAGCACUAAAGCAUUCAGAAUGGCAAGUAACCAGUCAAAGAGGAGGAGUCCUAACUGACUGUAGUUCUGAAGAAACAAGCACUGUACAAAGAAAGGAUAACAGGAUGCUCCCUGAAUUUAUAUCCUCAUGGAAUGAUGCUGAAGAUUUAGGUGGAAAAACAGAAACUGCAUUCCUUUUAAAAGAAUUGGACACUCUGAGGGCCAAAAAUAAAAAGCUUCAAGACAAGCUGGCUGAAAAGGACAAGGAGCUGAAGACAAUGAAACUGGACUUAGAAUUGCAAGACAGAGCUACAGAAGCUAAGAUCGCAGAGAAGAUUGCAGCUCUGGUGCAAGAAGUUUAUUCUGCUCAACGGGAACGUGAUGAGGCUGUCAUGGCAAGGCUUAGGUUAGCCAAUGAAGAGAGAGAUGAAGCAUUUCUACGAGUCCAGCAUUUAGAAGAGUCUCUCAAAGAGCUAGAAAAUAUUAACCCUGAAGAAAAUGACAUGACAUUACAGGAAUUACUGAACAGAAUAAACAAUGCAGACACAGGGAUAGAUAUACUGAAGAAUGGAGCUAUAAUUCUGAACCGAAUACACAGGACCAAAGAACGUAAAAAGAAAAUAAUAGCUGAGGAAAUGAAUGCAGUAAUAGAACAACGGGAUGCUGCUUUAUCUCAAUGCAAACGGCUGGAGCAGGAGCUUCAUCAUCUGAAAGAGCAGAACCAGACUUCAGCAAACAACACGAGACAUAUGACUGCUGAAAACAAUCAAGAACGUGCUCUGAAGGUAGAAUUGAUAGCUUUGCAACAAGAAAAGGAAGCUGCUCUUCAACAGUGCAAAAAACUAGAAGAAGAAAUCCAAACAUUGCGUGUUUAUUACAGGUUAUACAAGUCUUUGUCUGAAGGAAUGAGUCUGAAAAACCAGCCUAACUGUGCUUUCAGUACUUCUGAAGGUGGACUGCAAGGAAGGGAGGAUGCUGUGACCCUAACCUAUGGCCAGAUUGAAGAGCUGGCAGCUCAGCUUCAGCAAACCCGAUCAGAGCAAAAGGACACUGAACUGAAGCUCCAGAAAGCCCUGGAAGCUUCACAGGAGGCCAAUGAAAAAGUUCAAAAGUUGGAAAGGCUGGUGGACGUCCUGAGGAAGAAGGUUGGAGCAGGGACCAUUAGGACCGUGAUCUGA
Molecule: messenger RNA, 1561 nt
Organism: Cinclus cinclus
Lineage: Eukaryota; Metazoa; Chordata; Aves; Passeriformes; Cinclidae
Gene: MIPOL1
Product: mirror-image polydactyly 1
Exons: 13
Coding region: 218-1561 (447 amino acids)
Source: RefSeq, a predicted model, not a curated record